Molecule: messenger RNA, 3721 nt
Organism: Acipenser ruthenus (sterlet)
Lineage: Eukaryota; Metazoa; Chordata; Actinopteri; Acipenseriformes; Acipenseridae
Product: fanconi-associated nuclease 1-like
Exons: 14
Coding region: 360-3518 (1052 amino acids)
Biological process (GO): interstrand cross-link repair
Cellular component (GO): nucleus
Molecular function (GO): 5'-3' exonuclease activity; flap-structured DNA binding; 5'-flap endonuclease activity
Source: RefSeq, a predicted model, not a curated record
ACUGUACAUGGUUUAUUUACCAAAUAUAUUAAUAAAACAGCGCUUACUAUUUUUUAUUUAAUACUGGGUGUGCAGAUAUUGUAUUUGCGUUCUAUAUGAGCUCGUGAAGCAUGUUUAUAUUAUUGUCAACAGAAAAGUAGCGAUAUUGGCAAUAGUUGUUCUAAUUAAGCAAGAGAAAUUGAUUAGUACAUUUGUACGUGUUCAAUUUAACCAGAGAAAUUAACCAUUGUGUUCCUCGGAAUGCAGAACCUCUGAGGAUGAAUAGCCCAGCCCUAAAUAAAAGAUACAUAUAAUUCUUGCCUAUCAGAAUCUUGCCUGUUAGCAGACUUCUGAAGCUGUAACACUACAGUGUCCUUGUAAUGUCUGAACGAAAUUCCCCAGCCAAAAAGAGACCGCGAAGGAGCCUAUCGAUUACCAAGAACAAGAAAAGUGGCAAAGAAGUGGCAAGACCCACAGCUCAGAAAACUGCUUCCAUUGUUUCAUUUUUCAACAGUACCCCGCCAGCUAAGCUUGCCUGCCCCAUGUGUGGGCAGAUGGUGCCGAGAUUUUGGAUAAACGAACACAUUGACAAGCAGUGCCAGAAAUUCACGAAUGAUGAUGGUGAUGAUGUCAUUUUUGUAAACUCUGUGAGUAAGAACGCUUUUGAGAAAGGCUCAAGCCAAGAGGCCAUUUUGAAAUCUCCAAGAAGCCCUGAGAAGGUCGUGGACCACAAGGCCAGUUCAAGUUCAAGUCCAAACCGAGAUGCUGCCUCUGAGUGUGCUGUCAAGGAUAAACAGGCUAGCCCCUAUUUUAAAAAUGAUUUUCUUUCACAGAAAACAGAGGCAUGUACAGCUAAGGUUGUUCGAACUAUUCAUCUGGGAUGCCUGGCUUCAAAGUUAUCAAGAAAGACUCAAAGACAAAACUCCAACCAACACUCCAAGGAAGCUUUGCCAGAAGCCCAAAAACAGGUUGGCAGCUCUUCAGAAGGGACUGGUGACGCCUGUGCUUUGAACAGCUCUCUGAAAGAAAAACAUUGCGAUGAGCCUUUAGAUGUAAUGCCUGGGUGCUCCUCAGAGGACGCUACAUUGAACGAUCUUGAUAUGAUGGAGUUGCCUUCACAGAAUAAAACUGAAAGAAGGAUCCUAACUGAAGUGCUGAAUGCUGAGGUGUCUUCGUCAUCUUCGUUACCAUUAGCAGCUCCAGCUUCACGUCAGCCGGUCAGUGUAUCCCGAUUGAACAAGUGCAAGAGAAAGCUCAAUGCGAACAACAGUCCUGAUGCAUCUGUAUUGGCACACAGCAGCAGUACAGCUGAGAUCAGCUGUAAAAGAGGGCGAUCCGAAGAAAAACCAGCAACAGGUUUAUCUGCAAAUAGUGACAGUCUUAAACCUACUAAUCAGGAUGAAAAUGCUUCUGCUGCGAUAUCGUCUAUGGAAAUCUCAAAGUUUCCUGGUUCUGCAGAAACUGAUCAGUUUAAUAACUUUGACACAGUUGACAGCCAGGUUGAUACAGGGGUAACAGUCAAGAUAGACCAAGGAGAGGGUAAUAGGAACCUUGUUCAAGAGGCCUCCAGGCUCCCUUAUUACCUCCGCAACUUCCUGACAGUGCUACAGGCAGUGCUGGAGAACGAGGACGACAGGCAGCUCUUCAAUGAAGAUGACAUCCAGAGCAUCAGCUUGUUUCAGCAGCUAUCAGCUGCGGGACAGAAGCUGUAUGUGAGGCUGUUCCAGAGGAAGCUGAACUGGCUGAAAGUGAAUAAGCUUGAGUACUCUGAGAUUGGUUCUGACCUGGCACCUGUAAUCAAAGAACUUGUACAAAAUGGCUUUCUGCAGAGAGAAUCCGAGCUGCAGGAUAUCUCCGAAGUCCUGGAGUUGCUUUCUGCCCCUGAACUAAAGACUCUGGCAAAGGCUUUUCACCUGGCCAACCCCAACGGGCAGAAGCAGCAGCUGGUGGAGGGCUUCCUGCGGCUGUCCAGGCAACGCUCGCUCUUCAGCUUCAGCAACAAGCAGCCUGGCACUGGGGCAGUGAUCCUGAGGAGGGCUAAGGAGCUGGCGGGCGUGUGUGUGCGGGUGUGCAAGGGGCCCCGCGCUGUCUUCUCCCGGGUCCUGCUCCUCUUCUCUCUCUCAGACUCUGUUGAGGACGAGGAGACGGGUAGCGGGGGCCAGGGCCAGCUCUACACCGUGCUCAUGGUCAACAUGGGCCGCAUGUCCUUCCCAGACUACACCGUCCACAGGGAAAGCAAGAUCUUCCAGGACAGGGAGGAUCUCAUCAGGUAUGAGACAGCAGUGCACAUGCUGAAUGACGUGAUGGCUGCCAUGCUGAACGGACACUGGGACGAGGCGAAUCUGCUCUUCCAGACUGCUAAAGCUGCCUGGCAGGAACUGAGCACAGCGACUGAGCUGAGGUACUAUGAAAAGCUGCCUGUGUACCUGCGCUGCUUCACUGCCGGCUGGAUCUACACCCGCAUCCUCUCCCGGGGUGUGGAGAUUCUCCAGAGGCUGCGCAUGUACGAGGAGGCUGUGGAAGAGCUGCAGAAUCUCCUGUCGCAGUCUACCUAUUGUCUAGACAGCAGGGGGCGCUGGUGGGACCGCCUGGCUCUCAAUUUACAACAACAUCUGAAACGCACAGAGGAGGCAAUUAGUUGCAUCAAAGAAGGGCUGUCCGAUCCACUGGUACGAACAGGGCAUCAGCUGGCUCUGUACCAGCGAGCAGUGAGGAUGAGAGAGUCUCCGAGCUGCAAAAAGUUCAGACAUCUUCUGAAGGAUGUGCCAGCUAUAGAAGUGAAGGAUGUCACUCAUGUGACAAUCCGAGGAAAGUUGUGCCCUCAUGCAGGGAUGGGGAAGUCUGUUUUCCUGAUGGAGGGGGCGGCCCAGCCCAGAGGGGGAAGCAGGGAAGAGGGUGACUCCACUGCCACGGUCAUGUGCUCCGUGGAGGAACUGGCACUGGCUCAUUACCACCAGCAGGGCUUCGAUCAGGGGAUUCAUGGAGAGGGGUCUACGUUUUUCACACUAUGCGGCCUCCUAAUGUGGGAUAUCAUAUUCAUGGAUGGGAUAGCAGAUGUUUUUAGAAAUCCCUAUCAGGCGUGUCCGCUGGACCUUCACACCGACUGUUUCUAUGAGAACAGGAGAGAACCGAUAGAGUCCCGGCUGCAGCUGCUUCAGGAGGCCUCCACAGAGACCCUGCAGACUCUCAUUGCCGACACCUGGAACUCCCAGCAUGGAAAGGCAGCUGCACUGGUGAGCUGGGAGCGAUUCUCCUCACUACAGCAAGCGCAGAGUCUGGCUGUUUGCUUUGGAGGCCCCUUCCUGAGUGGGGUGAUGAGAAGGAUGUGUAAAGAUUACAGGCACUGCAGAGGAGGACUCCCUGACCUGGUGGUGUGGGAGACUCAGAACAACACCUACAAGUUGGUGGAAGUGAAAGGCCCAAAUGACCGGUUGUCCCACAAACAGAUGAUCUGGUUGCAUGAGCUACAGCAGCUGGGAGCGGAGGUGGAAGUGUGCCAUGUUACUGCCAUUGGAGCCCGGAGCACACGACUAACCUGAACUGCAUUAAAGGGAUCUGAAUAUAAGGGGCGCCAUUACUAUAUAUUAUUGGUUAUGAAAUCGUAUCUCAAGUUGGUUGCUGCAUGAAUAAUAAACUAUCCUUAUGUGUUUUACUCUCCGAUUUACUAAACCCAGUAUCCAUUGUGUAUAUUGUAAUUGUAAAAACUGCAUAUUUAAAUAAUUAAUAAACCAUUUAAUAGUAA